Molecule: messenger RNA, 3843 nt
Organism: Poecile atricapillus (Black-capped chickadee)
Lineage: Eukaryota; Metazoa; Chordata; Aves; Passeriformes; Paridae
Gene: IKZF4
Product: IKAROS family zinc finger 4
Exons: 10
Coding region: 121-1668 (515 amino acids)
Biological process (GO): regulation of transcription by RNA polymerase II
Molecular function (GO): DNA-binding transcription factor activity; RNA polymerase II cis-regulatory region sequence-specific DNA binding
Source: RefSeq, a predicted model, not a curated record
GAGCCGCCGCCGCCGCCGCGCCCGGACCCCCCCGGACCCCCCCGGACCCCCCCGCCAGGGACCCCCCAGCCCCGGGGGGGCCUCCCGAGCCCGCCAGGAGCCGCCGGGAAUUCCGGGGCCAUGGACGUCGAGGGCUGCGGCUCCUCCUUCAUCGGCGGGAUUUGCUCCUCCUGGAAGCUUCGCCCCUCCAGCGCCUCCCUUCGCCCUGCGGGGAUCCCGCGCUGCUUCCCGGGAAUCCCGAUCCAGGAAUCUCCGGGAUUCCUCCCUCAAGGCCGCGGGGAUUCCCCCCUGGAGCAGGAAUUCCGCUCGGCCGUGGGGGGAGGGGCAGCCCAGAGCCCCCCCAGCCCCCGCUCGUCCCCGCGCUCCCCCGGCGGCUCCAUCAAGGUGGAGAUGUCGUCGGACGAGGAUUCCCGGAGCCGCGGAGCCGCCGAGGAUUCGCCCCCGGAGCCGUUCCCGGAUCCGCCCGGGAUUCGCCUUCCCAACGGGAAACUGCAGUGUGACAUCUGCGGGAUGCUGUGCAUCGGCCCCAACGUGCUGAUGGUGCACAAGCGCAGCCACACCGGGGAACGCCCGUUCCAGUGCCAGCAGUGCGGAGCCUCGUUCACUCAGAAGGGGAAUCUCCUGCGUCACAUCAAGCUGCACUCGGGGGAGAAACCCUUCAAAUGCCCCCUGUGCUCCUACGCCUGCCGGCGCCGCGACGCGCUCAGCGGGCACCUGCGGACGCACUCCGUCUCGUCCCCCACGGUGGGGAAGCCCCACAAGUGCAGUUCCUGCGGCCGCAGUUACAAGCAGCAGAGCAGCCUGGAGGAGCAUCGGGAGCGCUGCCACAGCUUCCUCAGGAGCCUCCCUGGCCAGAGCCCCGCACACACAGGAGAGGAAAUCCGGGAGCUGGACAUGGUGCCCGAGGCGUUGCUGCAUCCCGAGCGUCCCACCUUUAUCGAGCGCCUGGCGGGGAGCUUCACUAAGAGGAAACGAUCCACGCCGCAGAAAUUUGUGGGCGAGAAGCAGAUGCGCUUCGCCCUCUCGGACCUCCCUUUCGACGUGAGCCCGGCGUUCGACAAGGACGUGGAGGUGGUUCCAUCGCGCUCUCACGGCCUGGACCCGCCCUACUCCAGCCCCCUGUCCCUGCUGGGCGCCGGCGACGCCCUUCGGCCGCUCCGCCUGGCCACCAACUGCAUCACCGAGGUGACUCCGGUCAUCAGCUCCGUCUACACCCAGAUCCAGGCGCUCCCCGCCCGCCUGGAGCUGCCCCGCGGCCGCGACGACCCCGCCGAGCCCAUCCCCGUCAUCUUCCGCGGCGGCCGCGGCGAGGCCGCCUCGCCCUCCAACGGCUGCCAGGAUUCCACGGACACCGAGAGCGUGCAGGAGGAGCGGCCGGGAGGGCGGCACAGCCCGGCCUUCACCAAGGAGGAGCCCAAGGAGGAGCCCGAGGGGGCGGCUCGCUGCUUCCCCAAGGAGUCUCUGCGGGUGCUGAACGAGGAGGGGGAGCAGCUGCGGGCGUUCUGCUGCGAGCACUGCCGGGUGCUGUUCCUGGACCACGUCAUGUUCACCAUCCACAUGGGCUGCCACGGCUUCAGGGACCCUUUCGAGUGCAACAUCUGCGGCUACCGCAGCCAGGACCGCUACGAGUUCUCCUCGCACAUCGUGCGUGGUGAGCACAAGAUCUGAGCUGGGGGGGGAUGUGUCUUCCUCCUCCUCUUCCUCCUCCUCCUCCUCCUCCUCCUUCUCCGCGUCCCUUUCUGCCCCCAGCCCGGAUUGCCCUUCCCUGAGCGCAAAACGGGAGGUUGGAAAACUUCUCCAGCCUCAAAAUCCUCCUUUUUCCCUUGAUUUUCUGUUUUCCUCUCCCACCUUGUGCGCAAAAUGUGAGGUUGGAAAACUUCCCCAACUUCAGAUUCCCCUUUUUUCCCUGAUUUUCCCCUCCCAGUUCAAACUCAAAAUGUGAGGUUGGAAAACUUCUCCAGCCUCAAAAUCCUCUUUUUUCCUCGAUUUUCUUUCUCCCCUCCCACCCUGAGUGCAAAAUGUGAGGUUGGAAAACUUCCCCAGCCUCAAAAUCCCUUUUUUCCUUGAUUUUCUGUUUUCCCCUCCCACCCUGUGCGCAAAAUGUGAGGUUGGAAAACUUCUCCAGCCUCAAAAUCCCUUUUUACCUCUAUUUUUUUUCCCCUCCCACCCUGAGUGCAAAAUGUGAGGUUGGAAAACUUCCCCAACUUCAGAUUCCCCUUUUUUCCCUGAUUUUCCCCUCCCAGUUCCAACUCAAAAUGUGAGGUUGGAAAACUUCCCCAGCCUCAAAAUUCCCUUUUUCCCUUGAUUUUCUUUUUCCCUUCCUAUGUUGUGCACAAAAUUUGAGGUUGGAGAAAAAUCCAUCCCAGCCUCAAAUUCUCUUUUUUUUCCUGAUUUUCCCCUCCCAGUUCCAACUCAAAAUGUGAGGUUGGAAAACUUCUCCAGCCUCAAAAUUCCCUUUUUUACCUUGAUUUUCUUUUUCCCUUCCACCCUGAGUGCAAAAUUUGAGGUUGGAAAACUUCCCCAGCCUCAAAAUCCCUUUUUUCCUUGAUUUUCUUUUUCCCUUCCUAUGUUGUACACAAAAUGUGAGGUUGGAGAAGAAUCCAUCCCAGCCUCAGAUUCCCCUUUUUUUCCCUAUUUUCCCCUCCCAGUUCCAACUCAAAAUGUGAGGUUGGAAAACUUCUCCAGCCUCAAAAUCUCUUUUUUCCUUGAUUUUCUUUUUCCCUUCCUACAUUGUGCACAAAAUGUGAGGUUGGAAAACUUCCACAGCCUCAAAAUUCUCUUUUUUCCCUCCCAUUUUGUGCACAAAAUUUGAGGUUGGAGAAAAAUCCAUCCCAGCCUCAAAUUCUCUUUUUUUCCCUGAUUUUCCCCUCCCAGUUCCAACUCAAAAUAUGAGGUUGGAAAACUUCUCCAGCCUCAAAAUUCCCUUUUUUCCCCCUCAAUUUCCUCCUUUCUCCUCCCAUUUUCCCCUCCCACUUUGUGCACAAAAUCCGAGCUUGGAGAAAAAUCCCUCCCAGCCUCAAAUUCUCCUUUUUUCCCCUCAAUUUUUUCCUUUUCCUCCCUCCCAGAUCCAGCACAAAACCUGAGGUUGGGGAAAAAAAAAAAAAUAUUAAAAACCUCCCCCACCUCAAAUUCCCAUUUUUUUCCCCCAAAAUUUUCCCAUCUUUAGGGCAAGGAACUGUUGGGUUGUGUUUUGAUUUAUUUUUUUUUUUUAAUUUCUUUUCUACUCCUUUGCACUGACUUUGGCUAUAAAAAAAAAUAUUAAAAAAAGCAAAAAUAUUUUAAAAAAAUGACAGAAAAAAAAAUUAACACCCCAAAAAACCAGAAACUCACCCCAAAAAAAAAAAAUAAACCAACCCUGACUGGCCCAGGUGGAGCCUUUAAUUCUCCUUUUUAUAAAUGGAGUUAUUUAAAUAUUGAAUAGGAAAUGACUUUUUUUGUGCUUUUUGUUUUGCUUCCCCUCGUUAUUUAUUAAGCUUUUGAUAAUUCUUGGGGUUUUUCACCCCAAAAAAAAAAAGAAAAAAGAAAAAAAAAAAAAUAUAUAUAAGGCAAAAAAAAAUAAAGUCUCACUUGAAUUUUGGAGACUGUUCCCCCCCUUGCCCCUCCCUGCCCGUUCCUGGGCUAAAAGAACCUCAAAAUUCGGUGCUAAACCCCCCCGGGACCCCCCAAAACCCAACCUGAGCCCCCCAAAACUGGGGGGAGCUGCCCCAUCCCGAGCUUUAACUGGGGAACCCCCAAAUCCUUCCCCAAAAAUCCCAAUCCUUCCCCCAAAAAUCCCAAUUUUUCCCCCCAAAAAAUCCAAUCCUUUCCCCCAAAAAUUCCAAUUUUUUUCCCCCCAAAAUUCCA